This is a messenger RNA of Theobroma cacao (cacao), 1236 nucleotides long. RefSeq names its product PPPDE putative thiol peptidase family protein. NCBI's taxonomy places the organism in Eukaryota, Viridiplantae, Streptophyta, Magnoliopsida, Malvales, Malvaceae. The record is from RefSeq and is a predicted model, not a curated record. Gene Ontology annotation, molecular function: peptidase activity. Gene Ontology annotation, biological process: protein modification by small protein removal.
AACUAUAAAAACAGAUCUUUCGCUUUAUCUACGACCCGUUAUCGGUGUCACGCAACGGAAAAAAAAAAAAAAAACCCAAGGGAUCAGAACAUUCGCGCUUUCCUCUCAGGUUGUCUUUGUCAGUUCUAUUGGAGGUUGGAAUAAUACUUUCUAGCAAGAGCUCUUUUAUAUUGAACUGCAGGGAUGGCUGAGGAGGGUCACAAGGUCACCUUGUAUGUGUAUGACUUGAGCCAAGGACUAGCCCGGCAGCUUUCAAUGACCUUCUUAGGGAAGGUUAUUGAGGGAAUAUGGCACACUGGAGUUGUGGUUUAUGGUAAUGAAUACUAUUUUGGUGGAGGAAUCCAGCAAGCUCCUCUUGGGACAACACCAUAUGGGAAACCGAUCAGAGUGAUCGAUUUAGGCGUCACUCAUGUGCCUCAAGAUGUCUUUGAGAUGUAUUUGCGGGAGAUUAGUCCCCGUUACACAGCUGAGACCUACAGUUUGCUCACUCACAAUUGCAACAACUUCAGCAAUGAGGUUGCCCAAUUUCUAGUGGGUUCUAACAUUCCAGACUAUAUUUUGCAGCUUCCUAACGAAGUUAUGAGUAGUCCAAUGGGUGCACUUUUAAUGCCCAUGAUACAGAAUUUGGAGACAACUUUGAAGGCUGGUGCUGUUCCUCAAGUUCCUCAAUUCAGGCCUUCUGUAUCUGCACAGCCAUCUCAGCCCUCAACUGUUAAGGUGAACAGUUCCUCUGGUAGUGCUCAGGAAAAGGAGGUUGACAAUAAGGUGAAAGCUGAGGUAAAGACAUCAGAAAAGACAACAGCAGGGGCACAGGAGAAAUCAUCAACCAACAGAGCUGCAGCAGACCCUCUUGGGGAUGCUAGAGCCAAGGUCCAAGAAGAGAUAAGCCGUGAAUUUGCCACAAUCAUGGCUACUGGAACGCUGCGUGCUAGUGAGGCAGCGGCACUGGCGACAAGGAAAGUGAUGCAGAAAUAUGGACACUUGAAUGUUGCUAUGCCACAGAGUUAGAAACAGGGAAAACAAGAAAAAUGAUUUUUACAAAUCCUGGAAUUUGGAUGUGGACACCCAUUGACAAAGUGAAAUCAUUUAUCAUUGGACUUUUAUCUUCAUUUUAAAAGGAUUCGAAAUUUAACUAAUUCAAAUCUUUGGAAGGUCUCAAAGACCCAAAAUUAUCUGCAGGGACUGAUUGGCUUAUUAAGACUAUUUACACCGUAUUGAUGUUUGGAGUAAAGUGAA